Equus quagga is the source of this 5762-nucleotide messenger RNA. RefSeq names its product ring finger protein 43 (gene RNF43). Gene Ontology annotation, biological process: ubiquitin-dependent protein catabolic process; Wnt receptor catabolic process. Bases 1990 to 4341 code for a protein of 783 amino acids. Gene Ontology annotation, molecular function: frizzled binding; ubiquitin protein ligase activity. The record is from RefSeq and is a predicted model, not a curated record. The transcript has 9 exons. Lineage: Eukaryota; Metazoa; Chordata; Mammalia; Perissodactyla; Equidae.
UAGAACACCAAUUACAAACCACAGGCUUCCUCCUCUUGGGAGCUGAUCCAGAAUUGUCUUUCUGGAAGGGAAGCACUCGAAUCCUUCCGAACUUUCCAAGUCCAUCCAUGAUUCAGAGAUAUUGCCUUCUCCCCUUGGGAUUUUCUGUGUUCCUGGUAGUGAAGUGUUGCUGAUGUAUUUGCUACUUUGCUUCUUUUCUCUUUCAAGAUUUGAUCAUUUUAUAUGCUGUUCGGGGAGAAAAAGAACUUUUGUUAGAAAGGAAAUUUCAGAAAUGAGUUUGGAUCCUCUAUAAGUGUGUUUAGAGUUCUUGGGGACAGUAGCUCUAACCUUGGAGUAAGUUUCUGCCUUUGACCUGCAUGGAUUAUUUUUUCAGGCUGCGGAAUUUCUCGGCACCUACCUGCAGUGUGGGGUUCUUGGUUUGGUUGCAGAGUAAGAAGGUGGAAGAAUGAGCUGUACUUGGUUAAGCAGUUGAAACCUUUUUUGAGCAGGAUCUAUAAAAGCAUAAUUGAAUUUGUUUCACCCCCGUGGAUUCCAGUGGGCCCGGCAGCGCAACAGGUUUGCAGAUUUCUUUUGAAAUUGUUUUUUUUUCCCCCCUCCCUCUGCCUCAGCAAAAGAAAAGAAUCUAUAUAACAGGUUCAUGUUCAAUUGCUUGGCUUUUCAGCGCUUAUUCUGAAGACUUUAUACGAUUUUUUAACUUGACCUCUGAACACAGCGGGCUUUGUGGUUGAAGUGCGUUUAUAUUUACUUAAGGGUGCACAUUUUAAAAUCUUCAAAUAAGAUUUCGUUUGUACAAAAACUCAAAUUCUCAAGUGUGCCUAGAAAUAGCACAGAUCUACUCUCCUCAGGCUUAUUUUUACUUUUUCAGGGUGUUCUACUUAGAGCCUGUAGACUAAUCACCUCCCUACUCCCCUAGCUUUAAUUCCCCACCCCCUCAAGGAAUUUGAAAACGUGUUAGGAAUAGUCCUUUGUUUUACUUAUGGACCUAGAAAAUUACAGAUUAUAAGAGCUGGAUAAUAAAGUAGUUUCCAAAAGCAUCUCAUGGGAAAUCAAAGUGCUUGGCAUUCUCAAAAAGGAGAAUAAAAGCUGGAAUCUCUAAGAGUGAAAGGAAAAUAAAGAUAGAAAUAUGCAUUUUAACUGGGAAAAAUAAUUGGAAAACUGACCUUUUCAAAUAUUCUUCUAAUUAUGAAAGUUAGAAAAGGUUGUGAUGCUCAGGAUUAUCCUGUAAUAUGUGAAGGUAUAUAAAUUAGCGCUUAAUUUAUAAGCAAAUUUAGGUAGAACAUUUAAAAAAUUAUAGUAUAUUUAAGUUCAUGAAAAGUAUUAUAAAUUCAGUGGGCCUAGAACUUUGACUCCACCGAAAUACAGUUUAAUGUGGACACUUUUAUGAAUACAUGUUGUAGCAUCUUUGGAUAUCUCUCAGAGGUAGCCUGAAAUAUUGUUCUCUCUCCUUCCCCAUUAAAAAAAAAUUCUCCUGUGAUCUGACAAAUUUUGUGACUUAAAAAGGACUAUCUCUUCAUUUUCUGAGCUGGAGUUUUCCACUCGCACCUUCGAUGCACGGCCUUAGUCGUCUACUUUGCCUUGUUUUGCUCAUUAACAUUGGGUUUAGUGGCUGGGCAACUUGAUGCAUAUGGAAGACCAGCGCCAAGUGAUCUGACAUAAUAAAAAUUCACGUUGUGACAUUCAACCUCAAGCAAAGUUGGAAAUUCCAUGGUGAAGUGGUGGUAUCUUUACUAAUCAUAGUGAAGAUGGGAGAAAAUGACAUACCUGCAGCAGAAGUGGGCUGAAAACCCUCUCUUCCCUGCCAGAUCAGGAAUGCCACCUGUUCUUGGGAAUAUACUUUAGAGAAAGGAAGGGCCAAAACUACGACUUGGCUUUCUGAAACUGAAGCAUAAAUUCUCUUUUCCUCCAUUUGUCUGGAUCUGAGAACCUGCGUUUGGUAUUAGCUAGUGGAAGCAGUAUGUAUGGCCGAAGUGCAUUGCUGCAGCUGGUAGCAUGAGUGUUGGCCACCAGCUGCAGCUGGCUGCCCUCUGGCCCUGGCUGCUGAUGGCUACCCUGCAGGCAGGCUUUGGACACACAGGACUGGUACUGGCAGCAGCGGUGGAGUCUGAAAGAUCAGCAGAGCAGAAAGCUAUUAUCAGAGUGAUCCCCUUGAAAAUGGACCCCACAGGAAAACUGAAUCUCACUUUGGAAGGUGUGUUUGCUGGUGUUGCUGAAAUAACUCCAGCAGAAGGAAAAUUAAUGCAGUCCCACCCCCUGUACCUGUGCAACGCCAGUGAUGACGACAAUCUGGAGCCUGGAUUCAUCAGCAUUGUCAAGCUGGAGAGUCCCCAGCGGGCUCCCCGCCCCUGCCUGUCACUGGCCAGCAAGGCCCGGAUGGCAGGUGAGCGAGGAGCCAGUGCUGUCCUCUUUGACAUUACUGAGGACCGAGCUGCUGCUGAGCAGCUGCAGCAGCCACUGGGGCUGACUUGGCCAGUGGUGUUGAUCUGGGGUAAUGAUGCUGAGAAACUGAUGGAGUUUGUGUACAAGAACCGAAAGGCCCAUGUGAGGAUUGAGCUGAAAGAGCCCCCAACCUGGCCAGAUUAUGAUGUGUGGAUCCUCCUGACUGUGGUGGGCACCAUCUUUGUGGUCAUCUUGGCUUCGGUGCUCCGCAUCCGAUGUCGCCCCCGCCACAGCCGGCCGGAUCCCCUUCAGCAGCGAACAGCCUGGGCCAUCAGCCAGCUGGCCACCAGGAGGUACCGAGCCAACUGCAGGAGGGCCCGGGCUGAGUGGCCAGACUCAGGUAGCAGCUGCAGUUCAGCCCCUGUGUGUGCCAUCUGCCUGGAGGAGUUCUCCGAGGGCCAGGAGCUCCGAGUCAUUUCCUGCUUCCAUGAGUUCCACCGAGCCUGUGUGGACCCUUGGCUCCAGCAGCACCGGACUUGCCCCCUCUGCAUGUUCAACAUCGUAGAGGGAGAUUCGUUUUCCCAAUCCCUGGGACCCUCUCGAUCUUACCAGGAACCAGGCCGGAGACUCCACCUUAUCCGCCAGCAUCCUGGCCAUGCCCACUACCACCUCCCUGCUGCCUACCUGUUGGGCCCUUCCCGGAGUGCAGUGGCUCAGCCCCCACGACCUGCUCCCUUCCUACCAUCCCAGGAGCCAGGCACGGGCCCUCGGCACCACCGCCUCCCCAGAGCUGCACAUCCCCGGGCUCCAGGCGAGCAGCAGCACCUGGCAGUGGCCCAGCACCCCUAUGCACAGGGCUGGGGGCUGAGCCGCCUCCGAUGCACCUCGCAGCACCCUCCUGCUUGCCCAGCGCCCCCGCGCCGGGCCAGGCCUCAUGACAGCAGCGGGUCUGGAGAGAGCUACUGCACAGAACGCAGUGGCUACCUGGCAGAUGGGCCAGCCAGUGACUCCAGUUCGGGGCCCUGUCACGGCUCUUCAAGUGACUCAGUGGUCAACUGCACAGACAUCAGCCUGCAGGGCAUCCACGGCAGCAGUUCUACCUUCCGCAGUUCCCUGAGCAGUGACUUUGACCCCUUGGUAUACUGCAGCCCUGAAGGAGAGCCCCAGGGGGAGGAGACUCAGCCUGGUGUGACCUCUCGGCCCCGUUCUUUGGACUCAGUGGUGCCCACAGGGGAAACCCAGGUUUCCAGCCACGUUCAUUACCACCGCCACCGGCACCACCACUACAAAAAGCGCUUCCAGUGGCAUGGCAGGAAGCCUGGCCCAGAAACUGGGGUCCCCCAGUCCAGGCCUGCUGUUCCCCGGACACAGCCCCAGCCAGAGCUGCCUUCUCCUGCUGAUCAACCUGCCAGAUCCAACCCAGAAGCACCUUCAGGGGAGCUCCCCAACACACAGCGGCUCAGAGCCCUCACAGAGCCAGCCCCGGGCCCAGCUGACACCUCCAGCCCCAGCUCCAGUCCCAGAGGCCUCUUCCACUUGCAGAAAUCCAGCCUCCCUGUCCGACACUCACAGAGGAGACGACGAGGGGGUCCCUCAGAGCCCACCCCAGCCUCUCGCCCUCAGGACUUGACUGCACACCCAGCGUGCCAUAUUUUUCCCCGUUAUGGCCCCAGCCUGGCAUACCCAUGGUCCCCAGAGGCCCAUCCAUUGAUCUUCGGACCUCCAGGCCUGGACAGGAGGCUGCUACCAGAACCCCCAGGCCCCUGUUACCCAAGUUCACAGCCAGUGUGGUUGUGUUUGACUCCACGCCAGCCCCUGGGACCACAGCCACCUGGGGAGGGGCCUUCCGAAUGGAGUUCUGGCACCCCAGAGGGCAGGCCAUGCCCUUACCCACACUGCCAGGUGCUGUCAGCCCAGCCUGGCUCAGAGGAGGAGCUUGAGGAGCUGUGUGAACAGGCCGUGUGAGAUGUUCAGGCCUAGCUCCAACCAAGAGUGUGCUCCAGAUGACUCAGGGCCCUACCUGGCACAGAGUCCUGCUCCUGAGAGAAGAAAGGACCUCAGAAAACACCCCUCUCUUUGCUGUACUUCCUGGAACCACUGGAAGAAGAGUGGUGAUGGUGGGUGGCAGGAGGUAUUGUUUCCUGCUGCCAGCUCCAGAUCUUGUCUGCAGAACACAUCUGCAGUGCAGCAAGUCUGUGUCCAGCCAGGCAACCAGCUGCUGCCUGUGUGGACUGGCUCCCUUGAAGGCUGUUUUUUGAGAGCAGAAAGCUAGGAAUGGGUAGAUAGGUGUUAUAAUGGUGCUGCUCCUACCCUCAGCCCCAGCAGUCUCCCUCAUCCCAAGCCUCAUGUUCAUACCAGCCAGUGGGUCCAGCUGAAUGCAUGCAUCUCCUUCCUUGGGUGAGUGCUGCACGCCAGCUUUGGCUUCUCCCAGGUAAGGCUGCUGCAUCAGCAGCAACCCUGGCUCUUACCAUUUUCCUUCUUUCCAAAAGGAUCAGGAGCAUUGGCGAGCCCUGAGCCCUAAAAAGCAGAGCUCUGCAGCUUCUCCAGGCAAUGUCUGCCCUGGUGCAUAAGGGAGGAUAUUUUUUCCCUUCUUGUCCUUAAUUGUCUGAUUCACUAUAUUAGGUCAGAGGGGAGGCUUUAGGAAGCCAGGGUGUGGAGUUCUGUCCCCAAGGUGGUACAGCACCUUGAAGAACCUGAGAUGAAGCCUCUGAUUUCCAAACUCCCUUGUCACUCCAGGAGCCCCAGUUCAUCUAGGGGCUGGCGCUGGUGAUAGGGAGAGGGAAUAACUCUUCCUUGGAGAUCUCCUAUCUCAAAGUCUCAAAGUAGGCGGAAAGAAGAUUUCUGCUAGACUUCAUCUAGGAAGAGGGAGGAUGGAAUGAAGGUAGAAAAGGUAGAAUUAGAGCUGAACAAGGACAACAGGGAAUUCUUCUCUGGGAGUUUUCUCUCACAGCAGGACGGGGAACAGGGGGAGAGCAAAGGAAAAGCAAAGUGGGACCCUUGGGGUUAGAUGGCCCAGAGGUCCAGCCUCCUAAUAGAAGCCAUACAGGUCAGGGUAAGCCAUGCGAGAGUGGAGUUGCAGCAGGAAGUCUGGCCUGGGCAGCUGGUACCAAGUGGGCAAGGGCUGAGGGGUUUCCUUAGGGUGACAUUCACCCCAGGGCAGCUUGACCAUUGCUGGCCCCUCUAGCAUUAUCCCAUUUGGAAUGUGAAUGUGGGAGCAAAGUGGUCAUAGGACCCCACCUGGGAAUCUUCUUCCCUCAAAGUAAGUGGGGAACUAGCACCUAGGCACCCACAUGGGUAUUUAUAUCUGAACCAGACAGAAAGAUGCUUGAAUCAGGCACUAUGUUGAGAAAUGUAUUUAUUUGCUAAUAUAUUUAUCCACAAAUGAA